Dimorphilus gyrociliatus is the source of this 618-nucleotide messenger RNA. Lineage: Eukaryota; Metazoa; Annelida; Polychaeta; Dinophilidae. The record is from the annotation of a GenBank genome assembly.
GCACAUUGACGUCCGCCUACGCUAAAAUAGGACAAGAAUCUAAUUGGUAGCUUAGUAUUACAAAACGACAAAUCACUCCAAUGUGUAGUGAAGAUAAACUUAACUCAGCCAAGAAGUAUAUAAACGAGGCUGAGAAUUGUUUAAGAGAGAAAAACUUUAAAAAUGCCAUUACCAAUUAUCAUAGGCAAGUGGGCUAUUCUCUAUCUGAAAGGGAUUGAGGAAGAUUUGAAAAACAUUCCUCCAGAUACCGAUCUCAAUGAAAGUCUUCUCAGAAAUUGCCGAUCUGCACGUGUUGACUGCCACAGAGAGGUGGCUCGUAUUCUUAUAGAAUUAGGACGCCAUCACGCAGCGCGUAGUCACUGUGAGCAAGUGGUAGACUUUUCACCGAACAAGCACUCGUAUUAUCAAAUGGGGGUCGUGUUUUUUCAUAUAAAUGAACUGAAAAAGGCAUUAUCCUUUUUUGAGAAGGCAAAAGCUGAAUGUGGUGGGAUUGAUACCUCAAUUACCAGAUAUCUACGACAAUGCGAACAAUUAAUUGAAGCAGAAGAGAGCAACAAAUCACCUCCUGACCCCAGAAAUGUUCCCCAAGACCGGACUGAUCGAUCUUUUUCGAUGUAA